AUGUCUGACAUUGAUAAACUUAACAUAGAUAGUGUGAUAGCCCGUUUACUCGAAGUUCGUGGGUCCCGCCCAGGAAAAAAUGUUCAACUUACCGAAGCUGAAAUUCGUGCCUUGGCACUGAGAUCACGUGAAAUCUUCCUAAGGCAGCCCAUUUUAUUGGAGCUCGAGGCGCCUUUGAAAAUAUGCGGCGAUAUUCACGGCCAAUAUUACGACCUCCUUCGUUUGUUUGAGUAUGGUAGUUUUCCCCCAGAGGCGAAUUACUUGUUUUUGGGUGAUUACGUCGAUCGUGGCAAGCAGUCGCUUGAAACUAUUUGUCUCCUGUUGGCGUACAAAAUUAAAUAUCCGGAGAACUUCUUCCUCUUGAGAGGUAACCAUGAGUGUGCUUCUAUCAAUCGGAUAUACGGUUUUUAUGAUGAAUGCAAGCGUCGUUACAAUAUCAAACUAUGGAAGACGUUCACUGAUUGUUUCAAUUGUCUUCCAAUUGUUGCUAUAGUUGAUGAAAAAAUAUUUUGUUGUCAUGGAGGAUUAUCCCCCGAUUUGCAUUCUAUGGAACAGAUCCGCCGUAUCAUGCGGCCCACUGAUGUUCCUGAGCAGGGUCUUCUUUGUGAUCUCCUCUGGUCUGAUCCAGAUAAAGAUAUCACGGGCUGGGGUGAAAACGACCGCGGUGUCAGCUUUACUUUUGGUGCAGAUGUUGUCACUAAGUUCCUUCAUAACCAUGACCUCGAUUUAAUUUGUCGAGCCCACCAGGUUGUAGAAGACGGGUAUGAAUUUUUCGCCAAACGGCAGUUGGUAACCUUGUUCUCGGCACCCAAUUACUGUGGUGAAUUCGACAAUGCCGGUGCCAUGAUGUCUGUGGACGAGUCCCUGACUUGUUCCUUCCAGAUCCUGAAACCGGCGGAUAAGAAGAAAUUCAACCUCGGCCCCCUUAAUCCGGUUUGGCCUGUCACUCCUCCAAGAAAUGCGAAGCUGAAGGAUAAGUAG
Messenger RNA from Echinostoma caproni, 981 nucleotides. The record is from the annotation of a GenBank genome assembly. Lineage: Eukaryota; Metazoa; Platyhelminthes; Trematoda; Plagiorchiida; Echinostomatidae.